UCAUUUCUCGUCAGGAUUUGUGAGAGUGAACAAUCAAGUUGAACUGUGUUUACUGAGUGUUGUAUAAGAACACUAGGUCUACUACUAACUAGCACCCAGUCACUGCUAAGGACAAAAGGCAGUAACAUCGUAUAUUUUAAUUCGUUUAUUUAAGGGGUUUCCUUUAGAGGAAGUUAUCAAGCUGUUUUUGUAGCAGAUAAACACCGCGCUUAUUUGAAAUUAAUGAUAAUGUACUUUUGAAUUAUUGGAUUUGCUUCUCGUUCGUUUUGAAAGAAGGAAGAAGAGAGAGAGAGAAAAGAAAUACUUUACCGGGUGCCCAGAACCGACAAAAAACAAAAAACAACAGGAUAUACAGUAGUAACGAAUAAUAAAGACUUAAGUCCAAGGUGAACUUCAAAAUAGUUGGCCUAUUCAAACUUCAAAGCUACGGAAAUUGUAGAGAUUUUCGAGUACAAAAUCAGUAACUGAUGCCAUUGGUUCAACAUUGGUCAACGCACGUUACCGGUAGUGCAACAGUAUCCAAUUUCGUGACCGUAUCGUCAAGAAGUUUAGGCAAUUGUCUUUGAAAAAAACAUUGUAAAGAAAAUCUACGCAUGAACAUGGCAACAACGAAUGUAACAGGCCGCAAUUCGACGGCGUUAGCGAAGUGUACAAUGCCUGAUAUCUACGAGAGCGAUGUCGCAGACAAUCCCGUCGCUCUGAAAGCAAUUUUCAUUUCGCUCGUUAUCAUUUGUGUUUUGAUCGUUGUUGGCAACACGUUUGUAGUUGCGACGUUUCUUCAUUACCGAAAGCUUCGUCGCCCACGAAAUAUAUUUGUAUUUAACUUAGCUUUGACGGAUCUCUCGGCAGGGUUGAUGAUGCCUAUUCAGGUCCUAGUCGGUGCAUCAGUAACUGAUGCCAUUGGUUCAACAUUUGUUGUAAUUUCUCUUUUAACUGUUCUUGCAAUAGCUAUGGAGAGAUUCAUCAUUAUUGUGUGGGCGCCAACUAAACACAGAGAUAUCGUUACAAAGCGGGGAAUAAUCACCACAUGCGUGUGUUUUUGGGUGUUUCCUCUUGCUGUUAUUGUGCCAUUUUCAUCAUACACAGAGGCAUAUAUUCUCAUCGUAUUAAAUCUAGGACCAUGGCUUAUGAUAUUUGUGUCGAUUGGUGUCGUCAUACUCUAUGGUGCCAUUUUUUUGAAGAUCAGACGUCAUGAACGACGAAUGCGUGGAAAAUCUGGAAGCAAGCGAAAUGAGUUGCGCGAAGCAGAGCGUGUUGUCAAGGCAUUCGCGCUAAUUGUUGCACUUUUCUCCACCUGUUGGUUACCAUGGGCAGUCGAAGUUCUUCGCAUAAACUUCUCGCUUUAUAUCAUCACUCACGAAGCAAGAUGCUUCCGGGGGACCGUGGCUUUUUACGUCUGUUUGUGUAUUGGUCUUCUUAACUCCGCUCUCAAUCCCUUAGCAUACUGGUGGCGAUUACCAGACUUCAGGCAAGGAGUUACUAAGCUUAUUCACACUGCUCUGCCCUGCUAUGAGACACCAGAGCCAUUCGGAUCGCAUUCACAGAGAAGCGAUAAGUUUCCAGACUCUAGUCGGAGAGAAGAUGGACUUCUAAACGUUAGUAAAAACGUUUCCCAUGCUAGAUCUACUGCUGGACCAUCACACGUUGUCAUCAUAAAUAACGCUCCAGUUGGUGUGGAUAACGUUGCUCAACGUUGAGCGCAUUAUGUCAACAUCAUGGUUGCUGUUCAGUUUCGCAGAGAACGGCAGGUGACACGCCGAUGUCGAAAGGCUUCUCUUGGAAUGGAACUUAAACUUCAUUAGCUCAAGCCAGCUUCCAAAUAACGUCCAUAUGAACGAAACUCGAUAAACCGUAUGAAGUCAAUGCUUAAUAGGAAUGACUCCGAAAAAAGUGGAGAAAAGAGUAGCCAUUUGAAAGUAGAACAGUUGAAUCUAAUGACAGAAGAGAAGAAAUUGACAAGAGCCACCGUUGAAGCUAAUGGCACUUGUGAAGAAAAGAAAUUGAAAGAACAUGAUGAAAAGAAAAUUACAGUAACUGCUUAUGUUUGAUGCAGGUAUUUGUUUAUUACUGGCAGUGAAACAGUUUGGUCUUACUAUUAUUGUAUUAAUGCAUUUAAAUAAUUUGAAGGUGAAAAACUCCUAUAACAUAACUUUAUGCUAUUUUUUUCAAUUUACGAUAAAUUUAAUUUUUGUUUACUACACUUCUUACUCGAUUUUCCAUACAUUUUUAUGUGCUUUGACUAACAUGUAUUAACUUUAAAUUAUCAGUUUAGACUCUGACGCAUCGCAUUUGUCAUGAUGGAUUAUGCAUUUUACUGCCCAGUCAUCUUAAUGUUCUUUGUGCACCAUUCUUGAUUUUCUUUGUAAGGCAUUGGAAUUACAAAAUCAAUACUAGAACAUUAAUAAUCACUAUUUUUUGGAAUAAUUGAUAUUAAUAAUAACUGAGGUGACUAUCAAAUUCGACAAGUGAAGUUUGUACAGUAGAUGUUAAGGUUACAUCACGAUGAAUGACACAUCUGAUCAUAUGCUGAUCAUUGUUUAGCAUUAAGAACAUUAUAUUGAUUGAAGCAUCGUACGUUUUGGCGAUAGGCUUAAACCAUCCUAAUCAAUGUACCUCAUUUCAUUGACAAGUCACUUGAUUCAAACGAAUACUAAUGAGCAACGUGUCUUUCACAACCAAUCAUGGGUAAUACUUAUUGAAGAACAAUUAUAUGGUAUUACUGUACAUUGAUAGAUUUUCGAUAUUUUUUAUUUCCCGCAAUAUUUAGAUUGUUCGAAAUUGUGAAUUAGAUGGUCGUUAUUUUAUUAUCUGAUCUCUGAUAUUAACAUAUACAUAUAAUAGGCAUAAUAAAUAGUUCAUAAACAAUUGACAGGCCCAUGUCUUUUGAUGAUGGACACUAUACCGAAACCAUUUCCCCUUCCGAGCCGGUAGUGCCUACAAUUGAAUGAGCAAUUAUACUAAAUGAAGCAGCUGAGGCCUACGUAAAAUAAUAGCACUGUACUAUAGUAGUAUAAAUCGUUGCCAACUACAAAGAAUGUUGUUAACAAAAUCAGUAUAGGCAUAUUAGAAAGUAUACGCAUAGACCUACAUAAGAAAUUAUCCUAUUUUUUACAUGACUUAACUUGUUUACAAUUCAGUAAGGUAUUAUUAGGGUAAACUGACUUUAACAAUGAAAAAUAGAAGUUGAAGAAAACGAAUUACUUACGGUAUAGGCCUACUUUAAAAAUUCGACGAUUGGAGAAAACAUUACUUGUUGUUUUGAUAUCUUUUCCAAAAAGUAAACUAUAUUGUUCUUUAUCAGUAGUGAUUUAUUAUGUGUAUAGAUUAGAAAUGUAUAGCAGGUUAAAUUAGUGGUACCGGUAGUCUAUUGACAAAUUGUUAUGUGGUUGUUAUGCUGUUGUUAACGUCUUCUAAUAAAACAUGUGAUUGUCAUUGACAGGGUACGGUACUGGAAAGUACAGACAAACUAUUAAACGUCUAGAAGUAUAUAAAGAAAACCUCAGGAACAAUACAGUAUUAAUUUGUCAUAUUCUAAUGUACCGGUAAAUGCACAAUUUUUGCUUAUACAGUGUACGUUAAAAUCUGCCAAAUUUAGUAAAUCUGCCCGAUACAGUAUAUAAUCGUGUAUAGGCCUAUCUAUACUAUAGUAAUAGGCUUAUAUAUUAUCGUUGCUUUGGAUAUUUGUACGGCUGGCGGAGGAAUAGGCAUAGGCCUAAUUAAAAAUUAUGGAUAGCAUCGGAGAAAGAAAUGACUCAGACGAAUCAUUUCCAUAGGGUGUGCCCCAUUUUCAUUUAUAAUGAUGAAUGAAUUCCAGGAGGGCGUGCCCAGUUUUCGUUUAUAUGAUGAAUGAAUGAUUUCUUCUGAACAAUGUGAAUCAACUGCCUAACCAAUCAUUCCAUUUUAUAUAUAAAUCGAUAUUUACUCGUAAAAUAAUUGUUAUACGUAUGAAUUCAUUUUACAUUAUUAUUGCCUUUGAGCGCUUGGUGUAGAUAUUUUUACGACGAUUUUUAUGUAGGUCAUAUUGUUAUCGAGUGAAUUUUCUAGAGGUCUUGCAUUCCAACGUAACUUUCAACAUCUUUACUAGGUAAAUCAAUAUUAAUAUAAAAGUACCCAUAUAAACUGAACCAAACCAUCGCACCCGGUUACCGUGUCUAGACUCGCAUUCAUUGUCGUAUCCCUAAGCAGAGAAUACGGCAACAGGGUACCAUGGUAUACGCAUCAUUGUUACGUGUUGUGCUGUAAUAGUUUGCCGCAAAUUUUUGUAGACUUGUUUUUGAAAUAAAUUUUGCAAUAGCAA
Messenger RNA from Anneissia japonica, 4297 nucleotides. RefSeq names its product mu-type opioid receptor-like. Gene Ontology annotation, biological process: G protein-coupled receptor signaling pathway. Gene Ontology annotation, molecular function: G protein-coupled receptor activity. The record is from RefSeq and is a predicted model, not a curated record. Gene Ontology annotation, cellular component: membrane. The transcript is spliced from 2 exons. Lineage: Eukaryota; Metazoa; Echinodermata; Crinoidea; Comatulida; Comatulidae. Bases 594 to 1697 code for a protein of 367 amino acids.